GGUUUGGGCGGGGCGGGAGGCGGAGGUGCCGCGUAGGCCGAGGAGGCCGGGCCGCCCGGCCGGGAGCUCGAGCCCCAUGCGCGGCCGCCUCCCCCCACGAUGUUCCCCUCCCGGAGGAAGGCGGCGCAGCUGCCCUGGGAGGACGGCAGGUCCAGGCUGCUUCCCAGCAGCCUUCCCCGGAAAUGCUCCGUCUUCCACCUCUUCGUUGCCUGUCUCUUACUGGGCUUCCUCUCCCUGCUCUGGCUGCAGCUCAGCUGCUCCGGUGACAUGGCCUGGGCAGCCAGGGGACAAGGGCAGGAGACCCCAGGUCCACCCCGGGCCUGUCCCCCAGAGCCGCCCCCUGAGCACUGGGAAGAAGAUCCGUCAUGGGGCCCCCACCGCCUGGCAGUGCUGGUGCCCUUCCGAGAACGCUUUGAGGAGCUCCUGGUCUUUGUGCCCCACAUGCAUCGCUUCCUGAUCAGGAAGAAGAUCCCACACCACAUCUACGUGCUCAACCAGGUGGAUCAUUUCAGGUUCAACCGGGCGGCACUCAUCAAUGUGGGCUUCCUGGAGAGCAGCAACAGCACAGACUACAUCGCCAUGCACGACGUGGACCUGCUCCCUCUCAACGAGGAGCUGGACUAUGGCUUCCCUGAGGCAGGGCCCUUCCAUGUGGCCUCCCCAGAGCUCCACCCGCUCUACCACUACAAGACCUAUGUCGGCGGCAUCCUGCUGCUCUCCAAGCAGCACUACCAGCUGUGCAACGGGAUGUCCAACCGCUUCUGGGGCUGGGGCCGUGAGGACGAUGAAUUCUACCGGCGCAUCAAAGGAGCUGGGCUCCAGCUAUUCCGCCCCUCGGGAAUCACAACUGGAUACAAGACAUUUCGCCACCUGCAUGACCCAGCCUGGCGGAAGAGGGACCAGAAGCGCAUUGCAGCUCAAAAACAGGAACAAUUCAAGGUGGACCGGGAGGGAGGUCUGAACACUGUGAAGUACCGUGUGGAUGCUCGUACAGCCCUGUCUGUGGGUGGGGCCCCGUGCACUGUUCUCAACAUCAUGUUGGACUGUGACAAGGCUGCUACCCCCUGGUGCACACUUGGCUGAGUUGGCUGGACAGUAAGGAGGCUUGUACCUACAGGCCACACUGCUACUCAGGCCCUGGACAAAGCCUCAGGCCCUGGGCCCAGCGCCAAUAGGAUGUGGAGUAGUCUGAAGCAGUGGACAGCAGGCUGCGUAUUUGCAGCAGCCUGGCCCCCAGAGGGAGGCUUGAGCCAGGACAGGACACACAGGGUGCCUGGGAUGCUGCUAGCAAUAAACAGUGAUGGAGAGAGGCUGGGAUAUGGCUCCCAACUGGGACUCUCCGCCCUGCCUCUGCUUGCCCUGCUCUGCCCUCCUUUGCAUGCUGAGACCUGCGGGCUUUUGUUCCUUCCCCCAGGACCGCCUCAUGCAGAGAUACGGUUUGGAGGUCACGCUGCUGAUAUGAGUGGCUGGGCCAUUGGGAGGCUUAACGUGCAGAAACCAGAGAGCAAGCCCCACAGAAAGGGCACGACUGAGAGCAGCUCUAGCUGGUUGUCACCAUGUAGGAAUGUGGGCCUCUGUUGCCAGAUCUGAGUUUUUAAAAGAAAGUAGAAGUCUGGAUUCUUAAGUAAAAUUGGUUAAUUAUUAAAUGAUAGCAACUAAUUGAAACUUUUUAAAAGUAUGGCAAUCCAAACAAAAUGUGAUGUGAACCACCAGUUUGUCACCUAUGGCUGAGAGGAAGGGGCUAGGAGAAAAGAUGACAUCUCAUAAGCUGGCAAGGAGUUGGGUUAGGGCUGGAAUGGCAAGACCAGCGGAAGCUCAGGUGGGAGAGAAGCCAAAGGCACAAGGUUCCUGCUACCGCCCACAGCCCUCUAGGCUUUGUUGCCCUCGGGGCAGUGCGACCACCACCAGGCUCUAUGGGAAGGGGACUGCACCUGCCUCACUAAGAUGGACAGAUCCAGACUGGACUCAGGGCAGGCAGGAUGUGUCGGCAGUGGCUCAGUCAUGGCUUGAGGGAGUGAGGGCCGUGUUUCUGACGCUGAAGGAAGAAGAUGAGAAGUGGGAGAAUCCUUGGGGUGUUCCCACAGCACAAGCGAUCACCCAAUGCCAAGGAGAGGUGACGGAGGGGAGCUCAGGAGACUAUGGAAUUGGGGAGUGAUCUUGGAGGGGAGCCUGGGGCCAGUGAGAGAGUGGGAGGCCAAAGGCCCUGCAAAGUAGAUCACUUCUUUAAGUUGGCUGCCAACGAUUGGCGGCAGAAGUCCGAGGAGACGGGACAGUUAAGGCUGGUUUAACAAUAAGUAGGACAGCUGAAAUACUGGAGGAAGAGAUUGAGGUCCUAGAGUUCAGGAGGGUGGAUUCAAUAGCUCUGCUCCAAAAAGAUGCCUCCUCUGAGCUGCUGUGUGCAGUUGUGUGGGUUGUGCACUGUACAACCUAAGCAUAAGCAAAGAGACUUGAGCAAAGAUGAGCAGAGUGAAGCUUCGGGCUCCAUGUCACUGUUCAGGUGUAUAAUAGAGGGUCAUUGUGAUCCUAAAUUGGUCUUACCCAGUGACUUAGCUCCACAGUGAGGGGCAAACAGGCUGCAAUUACAGUGCAAGGGUGGUGGGCAGGACUUGCUCAAUUUGGAGUCCAGGAGAGGGGAAUGGCGUGCUUUCUGUAUGCCAGUCUCCCAGGCAACCCUGGCUAAAUCAUCUUGGACUUAAGUAACGUGGAGGCAAAACUCCAGCCUCUUGGAGCUGGUGGGAAUGGAUGUGAUAUCAUAGCCCUCAGAUCUGUACUCAUCUGGCACAUAGCAAGACCUCACAAAAUGUGGGUGUUCCUUUAUACCUGCACCAAGGAUGUGGAAUGAGCAGAAGAAAAGCAGGAUCAGCUGACUGAGCCUGGGCUGGGGCACAACUCCGACCUGGGGCCCCACACCCCGCUGUGGCUGCUGCUGCCACCUCCAGGAGAGUGGGAGAGGGCUGAGCAGUGGUUUGCAGGGGGAAGAGGCAGGUAGCUCUGCUGCUUCCUCAGUGUCUUUGUUGCUUCCUCUGUGGAGUGGAGCUAACAUCCCUGUCUCGCUGACCCAGGUGUGGAUGAAAUAAAUCCAGGAUGAACUAGCACCUGCUGAGCAUUCACCGCAUACAACAUGCUAGGUCUUAUUGAUUAAUCGGUUGUGUAGCUGAGGAUGGUGAAGCACAGAGAGCUAAGUAGCUUGCCCAAGGUAAAAGAGUUGGUACCUAGUGGAACUUGGCCUUAGAGCCAGAUUCCUUCACUCCUGGCCUGCACAGCAGGUCCCAUGCACAGAUGUUCCUUAUCCUCCAGACUGUUCCUCCUCACGUUAGCUGGAGAGGGCCCAUGGGGAGGGCUGGCCAUCAUGGUUUGAUGUUCCUUCCACCGCUGGGAUGAAACCAGAGCCAUGGGUGAGAUACAGAGUGUCUGCCCCAUGCUUCCUCUGCUGGAUUAAGAUGGGGAUUUGGCUGCUGGAUAGGUCCCUUGGAGCAUCAGUGGGACCAAGAGCAUGGCACUGUGCCUGGGGAAUGUACAAGGUGCUUGGGGAAGGUCUCUUCAGAAGACGUGGGCUUGCUGGUGGAGUCAGUUUGCUGUCAGGAUGGGAAGAGUUCUGGAGGGAUCAACAUGUGCAAGGUAGAGAGAUGAAGAGAGCAUGUUAUGUUCAGGGACCUGCAAGGAGCUCUGGGUGUCCCUGUUUGCCAAUAUAGUGCAGGAGUGCGUGUGUGGGGACAGAGGGAAGGUUGGGAUGAGCCAUGAGGAUCUGUGUAUGCCACAUUGAGCAACCUUUACUGUAUUCUCUGGGUUCAGUGUUUUCAAGCACGGGGAAAUUUUUGAGCAGGGAGAGACCUUUCUGAACCCACAACUUUAGUGUAUUGGGACAACACUCUAUCCUGCCAGGGCACCACUGUCAAUUUCUUAGUUUUGACCAAUGCACUAUGGUUAGAUAAGAUAUUAACCAUAGGGGAAGCCGGGUAAAGGCGAUACAGGAAUUUUCUAUAAUAUCUCCAUAAUUUUUCUGUAGAUCUCAAAUAUUCCCAAAGGAAAAACAAUUUUUUAAGUUAUGUAUGAGCAGCAUAACAACUGCUCAGUAAAGGAUAGAAUCUUGCCCUUCCCUUCAGGCUGGCAGUUGAGAAUUUCCUCUGCUGCUGCAUCUGUGUGAGCUAUGCCCCCUCACCCACAAGUGAGGUUGAGUUGAGGACUCCCCAGGCUGUGAUAUUGGACUAGAAAUAAGUAAUGGAAACGGUAACUAUUGGUUGUCUGAUAGUGCAGCACUGGGUAUUUCCUUCCCAUAGGAAGGGAUGUAGAUGUUUUUCCUUAAUGACUACCCCCAGUGUCCCCUUGUCCGCUCCUUCAUAGAGGCCUUCCUGACUACCCAUUCUUAAGAGUUCACACACAAACUCACAUACAUCAUCCCUUUUUAUUGCUCUCACAGAUAUCAUCAUCAACUGAAAUCUUAUUUAUUUUCUCUCCCCUGUUCCUUCAUCUCACUAGAACAUUGGUCCCCGAGCUCAGGACCCGUGAGUCUUGUUCAUUGCUUUGUCCUCAGUACCUAGCACAGGGCCUGCUGCCUCAUAGGCACUCAGUUUUAAUGGAUUUGAAUUGAAAUCCCCAGGUGGCAGGUUGCAGCCCACAGCACCAGCUGCUGUUGCCCAGGCCUUCUCUGCCCUAAGGCUGAUGUUUUGCUCUCCUGUCUUGUCUUGAAGACCUGGGGCCACCUUUUCCCCACACCUGACUUAUCUUCUUUGUUCACUUGCCCUUUCCAUCUUGUUUACCUGUCUGCCCGCAGCUGCUGCACUACCUGCCAGCUUUAAUUCUGCUUCAUUUAAGCUCAUUUGCACCAAUUUCCUUUUUUAGAACAAUCCACGCAGUCCCCUGAAGAGCAGCACAUGCUGUGGGCGGCCCUGCUUCCCUUUUCCUAACGAGCACAGAGCAGCAGUUUCCUUCCCUCUGAGAACUCACCGAAAGCCCUUUGCCAGGACAGUAGGAGGCCUAGACUCAGAUGCUCAUUUCCUAGUGGGCAUGAAGUCGGGCACACGCUGUGGAAAUUCUGAAUUUUAAGGGCUGGGAAGUCCAAAGUGCUUUGGGGGCUGACCUGCUUCCUGAGGUGACUGUUCCUCCCUCACAGCUAUAGGACCACCCCACGUCCUCAUCACUGGGGCUUUAGGCCUCACGGUCCUGGGGGCUACAACUCAGGAGAGGGGUCUGUUCUGCUCCCGAGAAAUAGGAGUGAGAAAGAGGUUUAGGAGUGGUGGCCCCACCCCAGUGAAUGUUCUCUUACCCUUAGAGCUGGCAACACCAGAGGCUGCAGAAUUGCCCUUUCUGUGCAGUGGCCUAGAAUCUCAGCCCAGAGUGGGAAAACACAGACCUCCUACCACAUUGUCACACCCACCUCUCACUUUCUGCUGCUGCAGAAGACUCAGCACAUAAUGAAAUCAUGUUGCUUUUCAUAGAAAUGAAGCCAAGGCAGGAAUGUGGCGGGCAGAGACUGAAGGGCCAAUGAGACUUAUCUGGAAGAAGAGAAGUUCCUGGGGUUGGAUCAGCCAGGGUAGGGAACUGGAACUUUGGCCUCAGCCGGAGGAGGUAGUAAUCCCACCUCCACCACCAAUUCACUGCGACCUCAGGCAAGCCACUGAACCUCUCUGAGCCUCAGUUUCCACAUCUCUAAUGUAGAACUUUUCAUACCUGCCUACCUUGCAUGGUUGCUGAGAAUAAAUGAGGUAAUGUACGUAUCUGGUAGUGUAUGGUAUCUGACACAUAGGGAGUACCCAAUAAGUAAAAGCUUUUAUUACCAUUUACAGGCUUUAAAACAGUGAGUGAGGCCAUCUUCAUUGUGUUUCAGAGAGUCACAUUGCCUCAUUACCUUAACCAUUCCCUCCUAAAAGUGCCCUGGGGCUUGCUGAGGACUUGGAGGGCCUCUCAGAAAGACAGGCAUUCCCACAUCCACACACGAAGGACUUGGCCUCAGACCUUGAAUUCACUGACUUAGAAUUAAUUGCUAUUAGCCAGAUUGUGCUCCCUAUAAUGUUGGAGUGGUUUUAGAUUUUUAAAAAGCACAAAAAGCUCUAGCUGGUUUGGCCCAGUGGAUAGAGCGUCAGCCUGCGGCCUGAAGGGUCCCCAGUUCCAUUCUGGUCAAGGGCACAUGCCUGGGUACGGGCUUGAUCCCCAGUAGGGGGCAUGCAGGAGGCAGCCAAUCAAUUAUCUCUCUCAUCAUUGAUGUCUCUAUCUCUCCCUCUCCCUUCCUCUCUGAAAUGAAAAAAAAUAUAUAUAUAUAUAUUUAAAAAACACACAAAACAAUCCACCUACAACAACAGAGAAAGAAAUGCUUGAUUUCUGGGCUCUGUAGUGGCACUGGAUACUUCCAGAGAACUGGCGCUGUGUUCCAACACUUAAAUGUUCCAGGUUCUGUUUCCUCCUAUACACUGAGUGGCCAGAUUAUUAUGACCUCCCCAUCAGUACUUCGUUGGGCCACCUUUUGCCUUCAAUACUGCGGCGAUUCUUCUUAGCAUUGACUCCACGAGAUGUUGGAAGGUGAUGUGAGGACUCUGACACCAUGCCUGAUGAAUAGCACUGUCCAGUUCUGUGAGAUUUGAUGGUUGUGGAACCAGCUGCCUGAUGGCUCUUUUAACUUCGUCCCACAAAUGCUCAAUUGGAUUGAGAUCUGGUGAUUGUGGGGGCCACCUAAGCAAGGUAAAGUCUCCCUCGUGUUCUUGAAACCACUCCUGCACAAUACGAGCACCGUGGCAUGGUGCAUUGUCUUGUUGGAAGAAGCCAUCUCCAUUGGGAUACGCCAUCAACAUGAUAGGAUGAACGUGAUCAGCAACGAUACUUAGGUAUGUUGUGCUAUUCACACCUUGUUCCUCACGAAUUAAAGGGCCCAAAUCAUGCCAGGAAAACAUGCUCCAAACCAUAUUUUACUCAUGCAUGUGGGGUGCAUGCUUUCAUGCUGUUUCCACAAAAUUCUCACUCUGCCAUCUGCAUGAUGCAACUGGAAAUGUGAUUCAUCGGACCACAUGACUUUUUUCCAAUGCUCGACUGUCCAAUCCUUGUGUUCCUGUGUGAAUUGGAGACGUUUUAUCUUAGUAACUGCAGUCAGCAAAGGUGUUUGAACAGGCCUUCGGCUUCCAUAUCCCAUACGAUGCAGUGUACGGCUAAUUUGCCUACAAACGUCAGGUGGUCAUAAUAAUCUGGUCCCUUUCUUUCUGCUGCUUCCUGCUGGCAAAGGAAAGUUGAUGACAAGACUUGGGCAAAACCAAAAUGUAGUUUUAAAUUAAAUAAUACAUUAAGAAAAUGAGCUAUGUCUAAGGAGAACAAAUUCAAGUACGAUCUGGGAUCUACAGGUUCUCCAGCCAGUGGUUCUCAACCCUGGCUACUCACUGGAAUCCCCUGUGGAGCAUUAGAAGCAAUAGCCCAGCCCUAACCGGUUUAGCUCAGUGGAUAGAGCAUCGGCCUGCGGACUAAAGGGUCCCAGGUUCGAUUCCGGUCAAGGGCAUGUACCUUGGUUGCAGGCACAUACCCAGUAGGGGAUGUGCAAGAGGCAGCUGAUCGAUGUUUCUCUCUCAUCGAUGUUUCUAACUCUCUAUCCCUCUCCCUUCCUCUCUGUAAAAAAUCAAUAAAAUAUAUAUUUUUUUAAAAGAAAAAAGAAGCAAUAGCCCAGCUGGGGUGGCUCAAUGGUAUUAACCAGGAGAUCAAAGUUUGAUUCCCAGGUUGCAGGCUCGGUUCCCAGUGUGGGGUGUGCAGGCGGCAGCUGAUUGACGAUCCUCUCUCAUCAUUGAUGUUUCUGUCUCUUCCUCUCUGAAAUAAAUAAAAAUAUAUUUUUUAAAAAUUCA
Molecule: messenger RNA, 7811 nt
Organism: Eptesicus fuscus (big brown bat)
Lineage: Eukaryota; Metazoa; Chordata; Mammalia; Chiroptera; Vespertilionidae
Gene: B4GALT7
Product: beta-1,4-galactosyltransferase 7
Exons: 6
Coding region: 100-1083 (327 amino acids)
Biological process (GO): carbohydrate metabolic process; proteoglycan biosynthetic process
Molecular function (GO): xylosylprotein 4-beta-galactosyltransferase activity
Source: RefSeq, a predicted model, not a curated record